Messenger RNA from Odocoileus virginianus texanus, 1016 nucleotides. The record is from RefSeq and is a predicted model, not a curated record. NCBI's taxonomy places the organism in Eukaryota, Metazoa, Chordata, Mammalia, Artiodactyla, Cervidae.
GGCCGGAAGAGCUGGUGCUGGAAUUAGAACCGGAGGAGCCGCCGGGGCUCCUCCGGUUGCCCGGGCGGUGGCUGCCUGACGCCUGAGCGCGAAGGGCGCGGAGGUACCCUGUUUUUCUGUCAAGAGUUGACCAUGUCAGAAUGAAAAGAAGCUAUCUUUGCAGACUGCUGUCUGUGGAACCUUUGAAGACGAGGAGCCUGUGGAUCAAGCUAUGGUGGAAGAUGUUUCGGAAAGGCAAAAAGCGCCACAGCAGUAGCAGUUCCCAGAGCAGUGAAAUCAGUACCAAGAGCAAGUCUGUAGACUCCAGCCUUGGCGGGCUCUCACGGUCCAGCACCGUGGCAAGCCUUGACACCGAUUCCACUAAGAGUUCAGGACAAAGCAACAACAAUUCAGACACCUGUGCAGAAUUUCGAAUAAAGUAUGUUGGUGCCAUUGAGAAACUGAAACUCUCAGAGGGGAAAAGUCUCGAAGGGCCACUGGAUCUGAUAAAUUAUAUAGAUGUUGCUCAGCAAGAUGGAAAGUUGCCCUUUGUUCCACUGGAGGAAGAAUUUAUUAUGGGAGUUUCCAAGUAUGGUAUAAAAGUGUCCACAUCAGAUCAGUAUGAUGUUCUGCAUCGGCACGCUCUGUAUUUAAUCAUCCGGAUGGUGUGUUAUGACGACGGGCUUGGGGCAGGAAAGAGCUUACUGGCUCUGAAGACCACAGAUGCGAGCAACCAAGAAUACAGCCUGUGGGUUUACCAGUGCAACAGCCUGGAACAAGCACAAGCAAUCUGCAAAGUUUUAUCCACUGCUUUCGACUCUGUAUUGACUUCUGAGAAACCUUGAAUUCUGCAAGGGGGAAGUAAGCUUCAUGUUCAAAUUCAGCUGUUUUCUCAAUAGUUUCUGUUUCCAGUCUGCAGUGUUGAACUGUUAUGGAAAUAUGAGCAAUCUUUUGCUCUCGAUUUUCUGAAGAAAAUGCAGUGUAUAAAAUACCAGUCAUUUGUUUUUCUAGUAAAAUGUGUCUUAUUUAACAGCAAA